Molecule: messenger RNA, 7592 nt
Organism: Biomphalaria glabrata
Lineage: Eukaryota; Metazoa; Mollusca; Gastropoda; Planorbidae
Exons: 4
Coding region: 770-2335 (521 amino acids)
Biological process (GO): signal transduction
Molecular function (GO): SH3 domain binding
Source: RefSeq, a predicted model, not a curated record
UGAUCAUGUUAAUUACCCAAAAUCAAAAGCUUUUGGUUUUAAUGUGAAAUAAAAUUCGAUAAUGUUGCCAGAAUAACUACAGGUCUUGGUCGUUUUACAUUGAACCCCUUUGAAAAAAAAAAUAAUUGAGAGACGCCACUGAAAACAUGGAAAUAAAUCAACCUUUUGGCUGCUGUGGUGUACCAACCCCGCACUUUUAUGUCUAGAGUCUACACGUCUUUACCUAAUAUAGACUUGCAUUGUAUCCAGAUAUUUGAUAGGUAGCCACUGUGUCGGAGACAGUUGUAAAGGCACAAGACAAUGACACGUGUGUACUUGCGUGUCAUUUGACUCUGCCGUGUGUUUCUUUGUUAUUACCAGUGCACUGACGUGAUUCUGAGAAAAUAUCAAGGGAGAUAAGACAUUCAUUCUGGAAGACAAGAUGAAUGAUGCCUGCGAACACCACUGAUACUCUUCAAGUUUGUUUUUUCCACACAGAUCUAUGUUGUUUUUUCAAAUUGGAUCCAUUGAAUGUGGAGUGGUUCAAAUUGGAUUGAUAAAACCUAGACGUUCUUUAAUUUGAAGCUAGUGAUUAACAAUAUGACAUGGAGUCAGCUAAACAUAUUCUGACUUGCCACUAUUGUGGCAGUGUUCAGCUUGGUUUGCCAAUGUGACAGAGGUCACAGACUCCUAAUCAUAUUAAGAUUUAACUUCCUUUGUUAAACCCAGACAACUGAAAAGAUACCACUAGUGGACACUAGAUUGUCUUGCCUUACUAGUGGCCAACACAAUGGCCGAAACUGUGUGCAAGGUAAAGAAUCUACCAGCUCAGGCUUUUAUAAGGCAGACAAAUUUAAUCGCUAAAUAUGGUCUUCUGAGAAAGAAAAAUCUGGGAAUAAACCGAAAGGUUUGGCCUGUGAGAUUCAUAGUAGUGUCAGAAGGUUACCUUUACUGUUAUAAAAAUGAGAACUCGGAGGCGCCCAAAAAUGUGUUUUCACUGUUGGAUUAUUGUCGGGUUCAGGUGGACGCUGAGAAGGAGAAUCUGUGGAGCCUGAGCGCCCCAACACACUCAGAUUCAGAGGUUCCCAAAGUUCUCUAUUUUUCGUGUUUAUCUGACGUGGAAAGGAAAGAAUGGGUGACUGCUGUGAAUGAUGAGAUACACUCCAUAAAAAAUAAACGGAGUUGUGAGUCUGCACUUAGUGAAUCCCACUACUACGAGGACAUUGACGAGCAGGCCGAGCUGUCACCUGGAAAACUCAACGGACUUAACGACUUGCUCAAAUCCCCGUUUAAGUUUCUGAGUCACACUGUAAAAGGAACUAAAGACAACAAAAGGUAUCACGACCUAAAGCUUGGACACGCUCAAGAGGAUGCGCAGCUCAACGAAGACCAAGGCAAAGCCUUAAGCACUGCCAAGGUUAACCUAGUGAGUCCAUCCUCAGUAUCUUCUGUUCCAAAAGGUCUUGUACCUUUACCCCCUCGAAGAACGGGCACAACUCCACCAACUCUCGCACAAAUGCGCGUUCCAGCCACACCAGACAACGGACCUGGGCCCAUACCUGCACGCAUAGCGAAACCCACUGCAGCUCUUGGAGGGACGCCUUUGUCAGAGCCGUCAUCGUCAACAGAAAAAACAUUCUCGACCCUGCCAGCGCCUUCGCCCAGCUGUCGUAGAAGACUUCCGCCGCCACCUCCAAACUCUGAAGAGAGUCACCUAACCACAGUAGGCAGCAUACCGAAGGACUCCCGUAAAGUUGAACCAGCGCCACCAACAACUGAACAAACAGAAAACAUUGCCAGCAGCGAAUCCACUUCCCCACCAAUUGUUCCUCGUCUACCUCCGCCCAGGCAACUCACAACAAAUAAACCCAAAUACGAUAAUGGAGAUCAUGCGGAACGAGACAAUGACGACACACCAGAUAGUGAUUACGUCAACAUUACAGACUUCUACUGGUCUUAUGAGUUCCCCCCGCCAAAGAAGGACUCCAUCAGAUCAUUGGUUGAUUCCUGCUUGAUUCUUGACCCAAAUCCCAACAGAAGCAAACUCAACUCAGUACUGUUAUCCACGGGACAAUUCGGCACCUACUUUGUUCGAAACUCCCGCAGCGGAGGUGAACAAGUUUUAGCAUAUCUUUCCAAAACUCAAAAAGUGAAUCAAUUAAAAAUUUUUGAAGAAGAUGGGAAACUAAGCCUGGACCAGGAGAAUAAAUCUCUCCUGUUUGACUCCUUGGAAUCAUUAUUAAACUAUUAUACUUCAGAGGGCUACUUGAUGGAAACAGAUGAACACCUUGGUCAGGGAAUUCACGAGGUGAUAAAUGUGAAAGAAGCUCUGCAGGCUAAUGAGUCAGCCACGUGAUUGUGGACAGACUAUAAAUCUUAUUGACUAGAUUUGAUCUACGUUUUAUUGUUCUUGCACUCUAUCAAGAGAGUUCAAUCCAGAAAGUGUAUUCAAUACGUUCAGUUCUCUCUGGGAAAUACAAUCUCACUAACACUGGUAUUUAGUCACUUAAUGAAUAGCAUAGUCGUUCAUUAACCUAAUGUUUAAUUCAUAUUUGCAUUAUACAGAUUCACAUUGUAAAAAAAAACAAAACAUGGCAAGCUUGUUUGUAGUGUAAUCCAAUCCAACAAUUACUACAACACCGGAAGCAUAAGAUAACAAAAGAAGUUUCCUUUCUAUAAGAGGAUGAAACAGUCCAACAGAAACGAUAAACAAUACAGAGCUAUACGUUGGUAGAUACAUUGCUCUUGAUUAGGCUAUAACUAAGUUGGUUCCUACUUGUUACAUCGAUGAAUUAUUAUUAUAUUAUAUUAACAAGCAGAUUGUAAAAAAAAAUAAUUGAUAAUAAAUUAAACAAAGGUUAACUAACGGUAAGAACCACAAAACCAUUGCCAUACAUCACAAUACUGCAGGAAUAUGUUACCGUCUUUUUCUAUGCAAAACAAUUUUAAUUGACUACAAUUACUGACCAACUGUCACAGAGGUUCUAAAACUAGUAUGUGACAUACAUAAUUGGUUAAUUUUUCGAUUGAUUCGUGUAUUCUCACCGACUAUAAAUAGUUAUGCUAAUUUCAGAUUGAUCCGAGAAAGGGAAGCAGGAGUAAUAACGUGUAAACAAAAUGCAAUAACAACCACAUCUCUCAAUAAGUAGCAUAUAUGUAUCUUUUAUAUACCAACCAAAAUAAUUAUUUAUCAAUAAUUAACGAAUUAUUGGUUACUUUUUAGCGGCCUCCGAAAGGGGAAAAGACGCUAUUAGUUUUGUGUGGAAUGUCUGUCCGUUUAUCCGUCCGUCCCGUUUAGAUCUCGUAAAUUAGAAAAGAUAGUGAAAAUCUGACACCAUAAUAUUUUAGACCAUUCAAAGUUCUGAUGUAAAGGCUACAUUUUUCUUUUCUGAAAGCAAAAAAUCUAAUUUUUAUAAAUCUUUUAUGCAAGCAGUUUUUUCACAAGUAUUCACAAUUAAUAGUAACAAACCCUUUAGAAGGGGGAACAACAAUAUACCAUAAUUGUAACAUACUUAUGCAAAUGGUUUUAGAUUUUUUGUCAAACAAAUUUUUUGUUACAUUUGUAAUGCUACAUUAUGUAGUUCUGUCAAUAUUAACUCUUUGUUAAAGUAUGCAUAUAAGUUGGACAUAAUUUAAAACAACAUUUAAUAAGUAGUUUUUCAUAUUAUCGCGUGAACUGCAGUGCGCGACUGUGGAAAUGGUACACCUAACUAAUUUUGUAUAUAUAUUUUUUUUACGGAAUUUUUUUUUUCUUGAGGAUUUGAAUAAGAGAUUGAUGACCCUUUACAAAACAAUUAGAUCAAUUAGAUAUUCAUUAUAAGACAUCAGUUAGGCCAGGUUCACAUCCAACUUCACAUUUACUUUCACCUAUCCUUUGGUCUGCUGGACCGCUGGGGCACCACACAAGAUCUGUUAACCUUCCUUCUACAUUCUUCUCUGUCAUUUGUCUUUGAUAGAAUUUCAUUCUGAUGAUCUUUCUGAAAAUAUUGAAACCUGCCUUUUUACCUUCCUGGGUAGACCACUUCGGGGGGCCGAUUUUGAGUUUGUGUUUCCACACAAACUAUCCUUGUAACCUUUUUCUAUUUGAUUCAUGUCUUGUUAAGCUCAACAAAUAAUUGUGUAAAAUUUUCAACUUCAUCUGAGUCAGUAGUCCGACUUAGUGAUGGCGUGUUUAAAGAAUGUCUGUAUACAGUGAGCUGUUGUAGAUGAGCUUUUGACGAUGAAUGCUGUUGGCUAUAUAUAAAAAUAUAUAUGUAUAUAUGUCUAAAACAGCUUCUGUAUUGUUUGAGUUUACUUAUCAAAUUGUUAAACUUGUGUUAAAAUUGUGUCAAACCUAUUGCCUCACUCAAAAAGAGCUGAUUUCAUACCACAAUAAAUAUUUCAACAAAUGCAUAACCCAAAGCGCCACUUCACACAUAGUUGAAGAAAGGGCGCAAGAUGUUGCCCUGUCAUGUUAUAAAAAAUGCCCCCUAUUCACUGAAAUGAGCUUAAUUUCAUUUUACUCUAAGGCAGUGUUUCCCAAACUGUGUUCCGAGGAACCCUAGUGUUCCGAGAGGCCUGAAUAGGUUUUUCCACAAACUACUGGAAUAAUUAACUAGUAGUCCAACAUGUGAAUUAAUUUCACUGAAUAAAAAUAAAGUGUACCGCUAAAUGCUUAGAAUAUGCAAAGUGUUCCGUUAAAGAAAAAGUUUGAGAAACACUGCUCACAAGUAUUAUGCAAAAAGAAAAAAAAAAGCCUUUUAAAAUAUACGAUCAUUAGCAUUUGUAUUAACAAACCAAAAAAAAUUGUCCAUUCACAUUGAAAUAUGUCAUACGAGCCUGACAUUACCCGCGGCCUGCGGGUCUAAGUUUGUGUUUACUAACCUUGUGGAUUGCAUUUACAUGUAUGUUAAACAUAGCUAAUGAUCCUUUCAAGUUUUUUCUCUUUCGCUACGAAAAUAAAAUUAGUUUUGCGAAAAUGGGUUUACCCGAAGUCGAUACAUUCUUAUCUAUUAAAAACGAAAAGAGCGACAGCUUUGUUAAAUGAAUGGGAUUAUAAAGUGAACAAUUAAACGAAAUAAUAUUUAGUACGCGAUUCAUGAAUGAAUAUAGAUCUAGGCCUAUCUCAACUCGGCUUCGCAGCUUUCGCAAACGAAUGAGUCGAAUGUAUUAAAAAUGCUUUAGAAAACCAAAUUUGAAUGUUGAUUUGAUCAAAAUAUGAAAUGAAUGGAAUAUAAUUAGUAUGUUCAUGUGUUAAAGUAUAAAACUAUCUGUGCAAAGAAAAGUUUUAUCAUCUUAGAGUUGAAUUAGAGUUUUAGAUCUAGGGAUGGAAAGAUGUGUAACAUUACGGUAUUCUCUAAUGAAAGAAUGUUCGUCAGGAAAUCUGUAGUCACAGAUAUAAUAUAUGUAUAUAUAUAUAUAUAUAUAUAUAUAUAUAUAUAUGUAAAAAAUGGUUUUGAAACACAAAUUUGAAGGUUAAUCCUUUCGAUCUUUUCUCAUGUCAACAUUGUAAACAUGGCCUAGAUCCAUAAAUACUACAGCUUUAAUAGUGUCGGACAACUUUAUUUUUUUUUUAGGGUCUUAAGUUUGUUUUAGGGCUACAAUACAUACACUACGGUCUAAGUUAGUACCCAAGGAACAUUCCUGACAAGUUUUAUCAAGAUUGGUCAAGCGGUUUUUAUUUCUAUUCGUCACAUACAUACAUACAUACAUACAUACGCCUUACGUUAUACUUUAUAGUAUAGAUAUUUAAACUGACAUUAAUUUAACAAUGGUUCUUAAUUUUUAAUGUAGGUCAAAAAUUUAAAGCAGACUAUUAAAUUUAAACUAGGUCAAUCAUUUUUUGUAAGGUUAUUCAUUUUACUUUUCUACCGCCUGUCCUAUAGAUCGCAAGGUCUGAAAGGUGAACUUUACUUUUUUUUUAUAUUCAUUUAAAACUUGACCACUUUAAAGUAGGCCAUUCAUUUUCAAGUAGGAUAUUCGUUUUUAAGUAGGUCAUUCACUUUUAAUUAGGUCAUUAAUUUUCAUGUAGAUUAUUCAUUUUGAAGUUAGUAAUGUAUUUUUAAGUAUUUCUUUUAUUUGUUAAGUAUUCUAUAAAUAAAAUGUUACAUAUUUCUUUUUUGUUAAUACUCUAUAAAUAUAUACUUAACAUUUGUUGAACUAAAUCUCAUAGGAUGUGAAAAUACAGUCAGAACUCCCUUACUAAGAAGUGUCAUUGCAAACUCUGACUAAAAAAAUAUAUUACUUUCUUAUAUAGGAUAUAGUCAAAUGUAGGAUUAUAUAGUCAAAGGUAGAAUAACAUAAUCAAAGGUAGGAAAAUAUAGUCAAAGGUAGGAUAAUAUAGUCAAAUGUAGGAUAAUAUAGUCAAAUGUAUGAUAAUAUUGUCAAGUGUAGGAUAAUAUAAUCAAAUGCAGGAUAAUAUAGUCGAAGGUAGGAUACCAUAAUCAAAGUUAGGAAUUUAUAGUCAAAUGUAGGAUAAUAUAGUCAAAUAUAGGAUAAUAUAAUUAAAGGUACGAUAAUAUAGUGAAAUGUAGGAUAAUAUAGUCUAAUGUUGGAUAAUAUAGCCAAAUAUGUGAUAAUAUAGUCAAAGGUGGGAUAAUAUAGGGAGGACGCUGGAUACACCACACCGCUGACUCGUUGUCAGAGUUACGGACUUUUGUUUCAAAAGACAUCUGGUAAUCUCACUGGUAGAUAAAGUAUCGCAGGCAAAGAUAUAAAGAAUCGUGUCUUGGUACCUGCGCCAGAUGACCUUCUGGAACCAUACUGCUAAACUGUAUUUCUGUUUAAUCGGGGUUCAUCAGGGUUCAUCAGGGUUCAUCAGGGUUACAAAAGUGCGUAUUCAUACACCUCUGAAUAAUUGAUGUUUAUUUUACUAAUUUAAGGAAUCGGGAAGGACCGAUGUUUUAAACAAUGUUUCUCAUUUAUUGUAUUUUUCUUUUAUUGACAAGUUUUCAUGAGAUUUAUCUUCAUAAUUGCAGAAUAUUUAUUUUGUUAGAAGUCUUCCUUUGAGCUUUCCAAGAGCGUUUGCAUUGAACGAAAUGUACAUGUUAUUGGUGUCUCUAGUCGUAGGAAUGGGAAAAAGGAGAUAGAGAGAGAGAGAGGGGGGGGGAGAAAGAGAGAGAGGUGGAGAGAGAGAGAGAGAGAGAGAGAGAGAGAAAGUUCUAAUUGUUUACUGCGACUUCUGUAGUGAUUCUUGGCCAACCUCCUACUUAAUUUUAGCACAUCCGGUUCGUGACAUGUUUAUAUCGUCAUGGCGAGAUAAUUAAACCGACAGUUACUACAAAUGGUCUUGGGUUAUCUUCGCUUUCAGGUUGUGGAGAAAUUUAAGAAAAGCUCGGUGGGCCGCUAUCAUGUGUGUGCCAAAUGGAGAGGUAUGUUUGGUGAAUCCCUGUGAUUUCCUGAAAUGUGACGCCACGCAGGUCUGCCACCGAUGCAACUGUGAAGCCAACUGCUUGUUUAGAGGUGCACUCUAGUGGAGUGUUUAGAGGUGCACUCUAGUGGAGUGUUUAGAGGUGCACACUAAUGGAGUCAGUAAUGGCGUACUAUGAUAGAUUCAAAUAAAUUGAUCCGUUCCACGGCAUUUUUUUCAGAAUUUUUCAGAGAUGUUUCUACUGGUUGAAUAAAGAUGAAGAGUU